AUGGUAAGAUACAAUGUGGAAAUUGAAAACUCGUUGAACACGAAACGUGUUGAUGAUCAUUUUUUUCAGGAGACCCCCCAACAGGAGGAGAAAAGCAGCUUUCAGCGGUACCUGGAUCAGUGUUUCGAAAGCGUUCGGAAAACUAAAUUAGUUAAGCAAGCAAUCAUCCUGAGCAAAACGGGAAUCCCAUUGAGAAGUACGUUUGAUGAUCCGGAGGUAACACUAGAGCAGUCCGGACUGUACGUUAGUUUAAUGGAUAAAGCCAGUGCCAGCAUCAGGUGGAUUGAUCCCAGUGAUGAGUUUUUGUAUGUGAGAGUGAAAACGCGAAACAAUGAAGCAAUUGUCGGAAUGGAUCCCGAUGAUGGUCUAAUAUUUGUAACGGUCCAAAAACCGGAAUGA
Messenger RNA from Toxorhynchites rutilus septentrionalis, 399 nucleotides. RefSeq names its product dynein light chain roadblock-type 1-like. Lineage: Eukaryota; Metazoa; Arthropoda; Insecta; Diptera; Culicidae. Gene Ontology annotation, molecular function: dynein intermediate chain binding. The transcript has a single exon. Gene Ontology annotation, biological process: microtubule-based movement. Gene Ontology annotation, cellular component: cytoplasm; centrosome; cytoplasmic dynein complex. The record is from RefSeq and is a predicted model, not a curated record. The coding region runs from base 1 to 399 and encodes 132 amino acids.